GCCGCGGCGGAGGGUGUCGCGCUACCCUGCUCGCGCCGACUCGCCCGCGGGUCGGCGCGCUAGCCCAGCCGCGCGGUGCUCGGGGCUGCGGGGAAGCACGCUCAGACGCCACCUGGGAAGCGGAGAGACAGCUGGUCCCAGCUUCGGGAUGAGGAGCGGGCGAAGUUGACGAACCCCGCCACCGCCACCCCUGCGGCGCCUCUCCCGCGCUGCCCUCUGCAAGGAGGUGACCGCGCACGGCCCCACUCCAGGGGCUGCAGCGAGAGGUCUGUCGCGCUCGCGUCGUUUGCCAAAGGAGCCGCCUCGGGGAGAAGACUCUGAGGGGAGUUGUCUCCCCGGGGGAUACCUGCAGCCCGGGCGGGGGAUUUAGGCGGCCUGGAUGCCCAGGACGCAGCCCCGCGGCCGCUGACGCCCGGCGGCGGCGAAGUUUGGCUGCUGAGCGGCGCGGCGCGAGGCCACUGGACAGCGGGCGACCCGGCGGCCGGGGCGGCGGGCGCGAUGCCCGUGGGGGGCCUGUUGCCGCUCUUCAGUAGUCCGGCGGGCGGCGGCCUGGGCGGGGGGCUCGGAGGCGGCGGCGGCGGCAGCAGCGGCAGGAAGGGGUCGGGCCCCGCCGCCUUCCGCCUGACGGAGAAGUUCGUGCUGCUGUUGGUGUUCAGCGCCUUCAUCACGCUCUGCUUCGGGGCGAUCUUCUUCCUGCCCGACUCUUCCAAGCUGCUCAGCGGGGUCCUGUUCCACUCCAGCCCCGCCCUGCAGCCGGCCGCCGACCACAAGCCCGGACCCGGGGCGCGCGCCGAGGACGCGGCGGAGGGGCGCGCCCGGCGCGGCGAGGAGGACGCUCCGGGGGACCCCGCGGCCUCCCUAGAGGACAACUUGGCCAGGAUCCGCGAAAACCACGAGCGGGCUCUGAGGGAAGCCAAGGAGACCCUGCAGAAGCUGCCCGAGGAGAUCCAGAGAGACAUCCUGAUGGAGAAGGAGAAGGUGGCCCAGGACCAGCUGAGUAACAGGGCGGGGUUCAGAAGGCUACCCCCCGUGUACUUAGCACCCCAGAAUACAAUCGGGGCGAUUGACCGGGAACCCGCCGACGCCGCCAUCCGCGAGAAAAGGGAAAAGAUCAAAGAGAUGAUGAAACAUGCUUGGAAAAAUUAUAAACGUUAUGCCUGGGGUAAAAACGAACUGAAGCCUGUGUCAAAAGGAGGCCAUUCAAGCAGUUUGUUUGGUAGUAUCCAAGGAGCAACAAUAGUAGAUGCCCUGGAUACACUUUUUAUUAUGAAUAUGAAAGAUGAAUUUGAAGAGGCUCAAGCAUGGGUUGAAGAAAAUCUAAAUUUUAAUGUGAAUGCUGAAGUUUCUGUUUUUGAAGUAAAUAUACGCUUUGUUGGUGGACUAAUCUCAGCCUACUAUCUGUCUGGAGCAGAGAUAUUUCGAAAGAAAGCAGUGGAACUUGGGGUAAAAUUGCUACCUGCAUUUCAAACACCCUCUGGAAUACCUUGGGCAUUGCUGAAUAUAAAAAGUGGGAUUGGAAGGAACUGGCCCUGGGCCUCAGGAGGGAGCAGUAUUUUGGCAGAAUUUGGAACUCUGCACUUGGAGUUUAUGCACUUGAGCUACUUAUCAGGAAACCCCAUCUUUGCUGAUAAGGUAAUGAAUAUUCGAACAGUUCUGAACAACCUGGAAAAACCAGAAGGACUUUACCCUAACUAUCUGAAUCCCAAUAGUGGACAGUGGGCUCAAUAUCAUGUAUCAGUUGGAGGACUUGGAGACAGUUUUUAUGAAUAUUUGCUAAAGGCAUGGUUAAUGUCUGACAAGACAGAUCUCCAGGCUAAGAAAAUGUAUUUUGAUGCUAUUAAGGCUAUCGAGACUCACUUGAUCCGGAAGUCCCGUAACGGCCUGACUUACAUCGCAGAGUGGAAAGGGGGCCUCCUGGAACACAAGAUGGGCCACCUGACCUGCUUUGCUGGAGGCAUGUUUGCACUCGGGGCAGACGACGCUCCUGAAGGAAUGACCCAACACUACCUUCAGCUCGGGGCUGAAAUUGCUCGGACCUGUCACGAAUCUUACAAUCGCACCUUUGUGAAACUGGGACCAGAAGCUUUCAGAUUCGAUGGUGGUGUUGAAGCCAUUGCUACGAGGCAAAAUGAGAAAUACUACAUCUUACGGCCAGAAGUUGUUGAGACUUACAUGUACAUGUGGCGACUGACUCAUGAUCCAAAGUACAGGAAGUGGGCCUGGGAAGCUGUGGAGGCCCUGGAGAAACACUGCAGAGUGAAGGGAGGCUAUUCCGGCCUCAGGGAUGUUUACUUCAGCAAGGAGAGCUAUGAUGAUGUGCAACAGAGCUUCUUCCUGGCAGAGACACUAAAAUAUUUGUACUUAAUAUUUUCUGAUGACGAUCUACUUCCUCUGGAACAUUGGAUCUUCAACACCGAGGCACAUCUUCUCCCUGUACUCUCUAGGAAUUUAAAGAAAGUUGAAGACGAUGGGAAAUAAAACGACAUUUUAUAUUUUACUCUCCUCCACUCCUUUCACUGCAUACCUUAAUAAUUCUUUUUCUGGUGAUCAGGCACAUGAUGAAUUUUCAUUAAUAGAUCUGUGAUUAUUCUAAGUUUUAAAAUUGUUUUGCAGUCUUAUAUGCUUAUUAUCUUACAUAUAGAUGGACCUAUAUUACUUACUGUAUCCUUUAUUAUUCAGCCAGUGAAUCACAGGUUUUUUGUUGUUGUUGCUUUUAAGUCAUCUGUUAUCUCUAAAGUUUAUGAAGAUGUAGUAUCAUUUUUAGUAAACUGAAUAGAAUGGUAUACCUAUGAUCUCUUAAUUACAAUUUUGAUUUGACUGCAAAACUUUUUCCUCCUCUAUGAGGAGAUGAUGUCUGCUUUAAGCUGUAAUGUUUUGCCAUGUUGCAAAAAGCCAUAAUAAUGAAUUAAAUAAUAAAAAAGCUUUUUUCCUUUUCAAUUUCAUGUUAAUCAGGUUUGUCUAUCCACCGGAGACAGAUCUUAUAACUGUGACAGUGUCCUUAUGCGGGUCUAUCAUUAUUUGAUAGAAUGUCUUCUAGAAUACUUUACUCACGUUGUAAUUCAAAUUAGAAUAUCAUCCCCAAAGGAUCAUCUCCUGUCGACCUCAUUUCAUCAGAUCCACAGUAUAUUUCUGUCAGUUAAUUAUAUUAGUGUUUCCUAAUUUGGGAAAUAGUUUUCAGAUUUUAUUUUAAAUGCCCUGUGUCAUCUCUGGAUCAUGUACUGGUUAAUUUCUUCCAUUCUCCACCGCACGACAAAGUGAGCUUUUCAGUUUUGCAGAGCUCUGCUAUUACCAAAUUAUAUUUUUUAAAGGGAAAUUGUAUAACUUUUAGUGUGUUAGCUUUUGCUUUUAUCUGAAUAUGUAAAGAAAUCGGGGCUCACUCUCUGGAGAGAGGGUAUUUCUCUCCGGUUUUUUUGUUUGCAUUUCAUCUUUAAUGUAUUUUUCUUGAAAAAAAGAAACUAUUACAUUUACUUAGGUUUUUCAGGUUUGAAAAGGGUCUUUUCCCAAACUUAGUAAAUUAUUCAUUUCAGUUUAUGAAAGCAGGAUUUAACUCAAAGAAUCUUUGGCAGUGUGUCUAUUCAUGGUCAAUUGAGGAAAAACCUAAUAAACUUUUAGACCAAAUUAGGAUAUAGUAUAUUUUGUCUGGUUAAGUUCAACGUAGCAAUCUCCGCUUAGAAGUAAUGCAUAGUAAUGGACACUCCCAAUCCUCUACAGUCCUGUAGCAGAUCAAAAUAAUUAUAAUUAAAUGAUUCUUCAAAACAUUUUUUGAGAUAUGAAUCAUUUUCCCAGAAAUAGAUUUGGUUAUCAUAUUGGUUCAUAUUUUAUAUAUGUUCCUAUGAAAGGGCUAAUAUGAUGAUGCAUGUACUAAGGUACAGAGAUUUUGACCAUCUGUACUUUUCAACUACAGCGGUCACAUAGAUCAGUGCAACCCCAUGGAUUAGGUUGAAGCAUAUGAAAUUAAGGCAUUUGUAGUUUAAAAAUUGCUCAAUAGCAGUGAUUCCAUAUGCUUCAGCCUAAUAAUUUUUAAGACAGUUAUUUUCUUAGAUCUCAAUAGAUUUAGUUGUUUUAGCUAUUUCAGCUUUUGAAAGCGUUUCAAAAGAUUUCCAUUGUCUGAAAGGCAUAUGACCUGCCCCUUUUUUCAAUAUUAUUCAUUGGUAUAUGACAAAAAAUAAAUCAGUAAAAUUAGUAAGUGGAAAAGAUCCUUUAGGACAUCAUGAUUGCUAUUUCCAAAACUUAAAGGCAAAGUAUAGAAGAUUCGCAUCAAAAUUGGGCCAUAUGUAUUUAGAUUAUAACUUUCAUAUGAAUGUCUUUGAACUAGCAAUUUAAAAUAAUUUAUUUUCUUUGCUUUUCAAUCUGAUUUGAAGGAGCACAAGCUGAUAGGUAUUUCUGCAGCAGAUAGGAUAUUAAAAUCAGGUUGUAUGAACACAUAGGACUGUACUAUGAUGUACCUUUUGCUUUCUGAUAUAAAUAGGCAAGAAGAUUGUACUACAUUUUGCUCAGCCAAUAGCAAGAACAAAGUUAUUUCAAUUCUAGAACUUGGAUAUUUUUAGCCUAGGACCCAAAAUACCAAUCAUGUAAGCAAAAUAAGAGAUUACUAUUAUGGUGAUGUAAUUUAAUUAAAGUUAUAUUUUGUGUUAAUUAUUUUAAACAACUGAAGUCCUUAGGUAGAGGCUGUCUUUUGUUCAUUUUCAGCAAAAACUAUACAAUUAUGUUUACAUAUGUUUUCACAUCCCAAAAGGUGAAUAAAUAAAAUAGCACUUAAUUUUGUUUCUGCACAUGUUCUGAUAUACAUUGUGUGAUUAAUAUUACACAUGUAAGUUACAUGGCCGUUUACAGAACUUCAGUGAUGUUUGUCAUGACACCUUCAUAUGUCCUAGUAGUUAUUCCCAUUGUUUUUGAUUUGUACUUAAAUCCACUGUGUCAUUUUCAACUUUAUAUAAAUCUCUAAUGUUAUGGGAAACAUAAUAGAUUGACACAUAAUUUUUAAAAACUAUAUUUGUAAAAUUUCUCUAUUGUAAAUAAAGUCUUUUGAUAUAUCUC
Molecule: messenger RNA, 5037 nt
Organism: Dama dama (fallow deer)
Lineage: Eukaryota; Metazoa; Chordata; Mammalia; Artiodactyla; Cervidae
Gene: MAN1A1
Product: mannosidase alpha class 1A member 1
Exons: 13
Coding region: 499-2478 (659 amino acids)
Biological process (GO): carbohydrate metabolic process; N-glycan processing
Cellular component (GO): Golgi membrane; extracellular exosome; endoplasmic reticulum
Molecular function (GO): calcium ion binding; mannosyl-oligosaccharide 1,2-alpha-mannosidase activity
Source: RefSeq, a predicted model, not a curated record